ACCCACAGCAGGCCGCAGCCUUCUCAUCGCCUCCAGGCUAAAUCAGUAGCCAGAAUGUCGUCCCUACCUUUACCGAUAGGGAACACCUCCUGGGUAGAGUAUCAGGCUUACCAGUUGAAAGAUAUUGAUAUUGACAACCUGGUGAAGAAAGUUCUGGGCAUCUUCUUUGGAGAUCCAUGGCGUUCUUCACUCUCGGCUUCUGCGUGCAUUUUGGUCCUCACCUAUGCCAUGUCCCUUGCCUCCUUCACAUGGACUAGGUGGAGCUCAAAGGGCGGCAAGUCAGUGCCCACGCUUCCAUACCUCUUUCCAGGAAUCUGCCACGGCUUCGGGCUGGAAUGGAGCAUGGCAGACUUCCUGUCAAAAAGCAUACGAUCAUGGGGCUAUCUAGCGCCCAUGAAGGUGGCCGCCGGCUCGUUUGGUUUCGUCAUGGUCACGAACCCGCAACACAUCCGCAAGAUGCUCCGCUCGUCCAGAAUCCUAACGAACCGGCCAAUGAUGGUCUUUGUUAUGAUGAAAUGGUUUUACGCUCCACCGGAAUCUAUGCACCACUACACAGCCCACGAAGACAGCAACAGGGAAGACGAGCAUAUCCAUGACCAGCAGGCCGGCAUCAGCAUCAAGUUUCUGUCCGGCCAGCAUCUUCAAGGGAUGUCGGAGCGAUACAUGUCCACCCUCCAGAAGAGACUGGACGCACUCCCCCUCGAGGGCGAGGGCCAGUGGCUGGAGAUCCCGGACUUCUACACUUGGCUACGGGAUCAAGUCACGCCAACGAGCAUCGAGGCCAUGUUCGGCUCGCGUCUUGUCGAGAUGUACCCGGACAUCUCUACAGACUUUUGGAAGUUUGACGACAACAUUGCCAAUUUCUCCCGGAAUCUGCCACGGUGGCUGAUCCCCAACGCCUACAAGAACCGCGACAAGCUGCUUGCAAACAUCAAAAAGUGGAACAUACUCGCGCAUGCCAACACAGACUGCCGCAAGCACGGCCUUGAAGACCCCGAAUGGGACGAGCACAUGGGUUCGCGCUUCAUCAAGGCCCGCGAGGACAUUAUGAAGCAGCAUGGUCUCGAUGACGAGACUGUGGCAUCCGAAAACUUGGGUGUCCUCUUCGGAGCCAAUGCAAACGCCGUACGCGCUGUUUUCUGGUGCAUCUUCGAGGCCCUCAAGGAUCCAGACCUCAAGGACCGCCUCCACGCCGAGCUCAUGGACUGCCGCAUGUCUGGUUCGUCGCCGACAGCAACAACAACAACAACAACAACAACAGGCCAGCAGCCCUUCGACCUGUCCAAGUUCGCCACCAAACCACUGCUGCAGUCGACCUACGCGGAGCUGCUCCGCAUGCUGGUACAGACGACCUUUACGCGCACCAACGAAAACGGGGACUUUGACCUUGGACCGGACUACACGGUCAGACAGAAUGAAACCAUGACCGUCUUCUCCUCCAUCACCGCCCACAACACGGAGGCGUGGCGCGCCGCAAGGCCCGAGGCCUUGGCGAAGCCGCUGGAUGUGUUUUGGCCCGAGCGCUUCCUCGUUCGCAAGAGCAAGGACGCAGCAUCGCAGCCCACAUUCAGCCUAGAGGGGCUGACCGAGUGCUGGAUGCCGUACGGGGGAGGGCAGAGGAUGUGUCCAGGCCGUCACUUUGCCAAGCUCGAGAUCAUCGGAACGCUGGGUGUGCUCCUGGACAACUUUGAGAUGGAGUUGAUGGAUCGGAAUCGGGCUGGAAAGGUUAUACCCGACAAGAGAUGGGUUCCAUAUGGGACGUUGCCGCCAAAGGGGCUGGUCAGUGUCCGCCUAAGGAGAUUACAGAAACAGUCAGUCCUAUAGUCAGUACUAUAGACUAAGAUCUAGCUGCGAAUAGAUUG
Molecule: messenger RNA, 1862 nt
Organism: Colletotrichum destructivum
Lineage: Eukaryota; Fungi; Ascomycota; Sordariomycetes; Glomerellales; Glomerellaceae
Product: Putative cytochrome P450
Exons: 4
Coding region: 55-1824 (589 amino acids)
Molecular function (GO): steroid hydroxylase activity; oxidoreductase activity, acting on paired donors, with incorporation or reduction of molecular oxygen; heme binding
Source: RefSeq, a predicted model, not a curated record